Geosmithia morbida is the source of this 1338-nucleotide messenger RNA. Its product is annotated as elongation factor Tu. Gene Ontology annotation, molecular function: translation elongation factor activity; GTPase activity; GTP binding. Gene Ontology annotation, biological process: mitochondrial translational elongation. The coding region runs from base 1 to 1338 and encodes 445 amino acids. NCBI's taxonomy places the organism in Eukaryota, Fungi, Ascomycota, Sordariomycetes, Hypocreales, Bionectriaceae. Gene Ontology annotation, cellular component: mitochondrion. The transcript has 2 exons. The record is from RefSeq and is a predicted model, not a curated record.
AUGUCGACUGCUUUCAAGACUCUUGCGCCGUUCCUGCGGACCGCGCGCCACGGUCUCAGGACUGGCUACGCCAACCCCCUUCAGUCUGCGCUCAGGAGCCAGUCUACCGCCGGCUUCACCCACGUCUACCGCACAUACGCCACUUUUGAGCGUUCCAAGCCUCACGUGAACAUCGGUACCAUUGGUCACGUUGACCACGGAAAGACCACCCUGUCUGCCGCCAUCACCAAGCGUCAGGCUGAGAAGGGCCUCGCCAACUUCCUCGAUUACGGCGCCAUUGACAAGGCUCCCGAGGAGCGUGCCCGUGGUAUCACCAUCUCGACGGCCCACAUCGAGUACUCCACCGAGAACCGCCACUACUCUCACGUUGACUGCCCCGGCCACGCCGAUUACAUCAAGAACAUGAUUACCGGUGCUGCCAACAUGGACGGUGCCAUCAUUGUCGUGGCUGCCUCGGAUGGUCAGAUGCCCCAGACCCGUGAGCACCUGCUGCUCGCCCGCCAGGUCGGCGUUCAGAAGAUCGUCGUCUUCGUCAACAAGGUCGACGCCGUCGAGGACCCGGAGAUGCUGGAGCUCGUCGAGAUGGAGAUGCGUGAGCUCCUCAACACGUACGGCUUCGAGGGUGACGAGACGCCCGUCAUCAUGGGAUCGGCCCUGAUGUCCCUCAACAACCAGAAGCCCGAGAUCGGCAGCCAGAAGAUUGACGAGCUCCUCGCCGCCGUCGACGAGUGGAUCCCCACACCCGAACGUGACAUGGACCAGCCCUUCCUCAUGGCCGUCGAGGACGUCUUCUCCAUCUCCGGCCGUGGCACCGUCGUCUCCGGCCGCGUCGAGCGCGGUACCCUCAAGCGCGAGGAGGAGGUCGAGAUUGUCGGCAAGGGCCAGACCCCCAUCAGGACCAAGGUCACCGAUAUCGAGACCUUUAAGAAGUCGUGCGACCAGUCUCAGGCCGGUGACAACUCCGGUCUCCUGCUCCGUGGUAUCCGCCGUGAGGACAUCCGCCGCGGCAUGGUCGUCUGCAAGCCCGGCAGCGUCAAGUCCCACACCCAGUUCCUCGCCUCGCUCUACGUCCUCACCAAGGAGGAGGGUGGCCGCCACUCUGGCUUCCACCAGCACUACCGCCCCCAGCUGUACCUCCGUACCGCUGACGAGUCCGUCGACCUCACCUGGCCCGAGGGCACCGAGGAUGCCUCCAACCGCAUGGUCAUGCCCGGUGACAACGUCGAGAUGGUCGCUACCCUCAUGCACCCCAACGCCAUCGAGGUUGGCCAGCGCUUCAACAUCCGCGAGGGUGGCCGCACUGUCGCCACUGGUCUCUGCACCCGUGUCAUGAAAUAA